GUUUUCUAAACUUGAAUUUAUGAUCACGCAUACCUUUGAUUGGAAAUAAGUUUGUUGCGGUAAAACUGUGCGUACGUUAAUUGUUCCCGUACUUUCGUAAUAGCGCCCUCUUGUGAUAUGGUGCAUUUUGUAAGGUCAAAGUGUAAAUUCUUCAUGAUUCCGAUGAUUCGUAAACAAUGAACGUGUACCAAAUUUAUCUCCCCAAAUAAAUGUAAAAUUAUCAGGUUUUCUAAGUCCCAAAUGUUGUAGUUUCGGAUCCAACACAAUCGUGAACCACCACCACCACCACCUCCAUAAGAACCAAAUACAGCAGCAAUAAAGUACAUGCCUCAGGGUGCGUUCAGAAAGGGACCGAAUAAAAACACUUGUGUAGCAAAUGACGUUUGCAAGGCUACAUAAAAGUUCACGAUUUGGGACAUAGUUCUACAACUCAAUCAUGGCUGAGGCAGAUUCUGCAAAUAAUUUACCUGACAACGCUGAUGCGGUUAGUGAAGCCGGGUCAUCCAUUUCAAGAGCUAGCUCGAGGGUUAGCACAAGUUCAGUUUCCAGACGGAAAGAAGCCAAGGCCAAUCAGUUACUGGCACGCCUCAAAGCAGAGCAGUUGAAGAAGAAACAGGCAUUGGCGCAUGAGAAGCUCAAGAUUGAACAAAGGAUGGAGCAGAUGGAGGCGGAUGAUGAAUUGGAGCAAGCUGAGCAACAAGUACAGUUCUGGGAAAAUGAAGUUAGGACUGAGGAUGGUGUGACAGACGGUCCAUCCGUGAGAAACACGGAAUGGAAUUUAACCACCGCUUCAGAGUCCGCCGGGGUGACAUUACCUCAACAAGAUGUGUCUCCAUCCAGUAGUGACGAUGUCCCAGACAAAGUUGAUGGCAAAGCAGACCUCACAAAUCUUGCUCAGUUGGUUCAGGCCAUGACGUUGGCUAUCAAUACACCAAAACCAGAGCUGCUCUCCUUCAGUGGUGAUCCUGCAGACUACUCGGGGUUCAUCCACAAUUUUGAUGUGAAUAUUGCCAGCAAGGUUUCCGAAGACAGGGUAAAGUUAACUUACCUUAUUCAGUUCUGUAGAGGAAAGGCUCGAGAGAGUAUAGAGAAUUGUGUGCUGAUGGAGGAGAAAGCCGGGUAUAAGUUGGCGAAGGAAAUUCUUCGUGAUCAGUUUGGACAGCCACACGUCAUCACCCAAUCUCUCAUCAAUAAAGUCACCGAUAGACAACCGAUCAGGCCAAAUGAUGGUGCUGGACUGUGGGAGCUUGCUCGUCAGAUGAGGAAAUGCCAGGUGACUCUGUCGCAGAUUGGGUACUCAGCAGACAUGAACAGCUCCGACCGUCUCCUCAAGGUACAACGAUUGUUGCCGAUACAUCUUCAAUCCGAGUGGGCUAAACGAGCUCAGAUCAUGAUCCAGGGUAACAUGGAGCCUAACUUCUCACACUUGACUGACUUCAUCGAGCAAAAGGCGAAGAUAGCAAGUAACAUGUUUGGCCAGAAUAUUGGGACAAAUAUUCGAGCAGACAAGACAUCACAUCCCAGCUUCAAGAGUAAACCAGCUAAGGUUACCACGCUUGCUACUCAAGGCUCUAAUGCGGUAGGAGAGACAACAAAUGGACGAGGUCGUCCUCAGCGAGGAAACUAUGUGCCGAAAUGUCGCUGCUGUUCCCAAUCACAUACGUUGAAGGAAUGCAGAGAAUUCCAGCAAAGGUCUUAUGACGAUAGGCUGAAGUUCGUCCGAAGCAACAAGUUAUGCGACAACUGUUUCCGACCUGGGCACAUGGCUAAAGGUUGUAUGCUGAAAUCAACAUGUGAAGUCAGUAGCUGUACAUGGAGGCAUCAUACGCUGUUACAUCCUCCGCACAGAGAUGAUAGAGGUUCAAAGGGUGAAGGUGCCAAUUAUCCAAGUUCCAGUUCUGCAUCUGGGGCUGGGGACAAGAACCAGAGUCACACUACAAGCAAGCCAGAGAGCAGACAGCAUGGAAGUGUAAACGCAACUGCAGCUUCCAUGAACAGAGUGUGCCUAAGAGUUGUCCCAGUCAGAGUGCAGGGAAAGGACAAAGAAGUUCAGACGUGGGCACUGCUUGAUGGAGGGAGUGAUACAUCACUGUGCGAUAGAAGGUUGCUAGAUCAACUAGGCCUUCAAGGCAUAGAAAGGAACAUCACCCUCGCUACCGUCAAUGACGAGCACAGUGAGAAAACUGGAGUUGAAGUUAGCCUCACAGUAAAGGACUUGGAGGGACGUCAGAGUGUUGACCUUCCCAAGGUGUGGACUGUUGACAAGUUACCGAUCACAGACAGAAGUUUCCCAAGAGAAGAAGACGUAAGCAAGUGGCCACACUUACAGGGAAUAAGCUUUCCUAUGAUCAGUGAGCGUCGGGUGAUGUUACUGAUCGGGGGAGACACUCCAGAAGUCUUCUGGGUCCUGGAAGAGCGACGUGGCAAGAGAAAGGAGCCAUAUGCUGUACGAUCUCUUUUGGGAUGGACUUUGCUGGGACCUACAGCCACUAACGAGAAGCAGUUCAGUUUCAACGUAAAUCACGUUUUGCUUGAGGAUGACUUGCUGCUACGAACAGUUGAGAAAUUCUGGGAAACGGACUUCGGCGGCAAGAUGGCUGAUGGUGAAGUUGCUGACUCGGUGGAAGACAAACGAGCUAGGACCAUCAUGAUAGAAACUGUAACAAAGGUUGACGGUCACUACCAGGUUGGUUUGCCAUGGCGUUACCAGAGUCGAUGUUUGCCUGACAAUCGCCCUCUUGCAGAGUCAAGAUUACAAUCAUUGAAGAGGCGAUUUCAAAGAGACCCCAGCUUGUAUGAGAAAUAUAAGAAGACUCUUGAUGUCUACUUCAUGAAAGGUUAUGCCAGAGAGAUAUCUUCAUCAAGCCCCCAGGGUGUCAGGCCUGAGACUACCACUGAUGAGCAGCUUGCCAAAGGUGUAGAAACCGCAAUAACAGGACAGACAGUGUGGUACUUACCUCACCACCCAGUGCUGCAUCCACAAAAGCCAGGCAAACUUAGAGUAGUAUAUGACUGUGCUGCCAAGUACAAGGGUGUAUCGUUGAACGACCAGCUGCUUCAGGGACCUGAUUUUGCAAAUAAUCUAGUCGGAGUACUGACGAGAUUUAGAGAAGAGCCUGUUGCACUGGUAGCUGACGUUGAAGCAAUGUUUCACCAGGUUAAGGUGCCUGAUAAUGACAGCGAUGCCCUGAGAUUUCUCUGGUGGCCCAAUGGAGAUUAUUCCAAGGAGCCGACGGAUCAUAAGAUGCUGGUGCACCUGUUCGGUGCGACAUCAUCACCCAGCUGUGCCGGAUUUUGUCUCAGAAAGACAGCUGAAGACAACCGAGAGAACUUCGACAAGGAAACCGUCACCACAGUUCUCGAAAAUUUCUACAUGUAUGUAGAUGAUUGUCUUGUGUCAACGAAGACAGAAAGUGAAGCCAUCAGGUUAGCCAGUCAGCUUAUCCAGUUAUUAGCCAAAGGAGGAUUCAGGUUGACUAAGUGGGUAUGUAACAGUCGUGAUGUAUUGGUGACCAUUCCUGCUGAAGAGAGAGCUCCAUCGGUUGUUAAGUUGGAUUUUGAUCAUCUGCCAGUGGAGCGUACCUUAGGCGUGAGAUGGGAUGUUGAGGCUGACAAGUUUGGGUUCGAAGCAGCUGUGAAAUGCAAGCCCGCAACAAGGAGGGGUAUCUUGUCAACUGUAAGUUCAUUGUAUGACCCCUUGGGUUUCCUCGCACCAUUUAUCCUGCCAGUUAAAAUUCUUCUUCAGGAUCUCUGUCGUCAGGGGCGUGGCUGGGAUGAAAAGGUCGAGGAAUGCGAGAUGAUGAGGUGGAAGCGAUGGCUGGAUGACCUACCAAGGCUGACGUGCGUUACCAUUGAUAGAUGUCUCCAACCAAGGGAAUUCAGCGACAUAGUUGCCUUUCAGCUUCACCAUUUUUCUGACGCGUCAGAGCGAGGUUAUGCCGCUGUGUCAGUUGUCAGCUGCAGUUUUGGCGGUGAGGUUGAAUCAGCUGAUCCAAAGAGAUAUUAG
Patiria miniata (bat star) is the source of this 4006-nucleotide messenger RNA. RefSeq lists its product as uncharacterized. The record is from RefSeq and is a predicted model, not a curated record. Lineage: Eukaryota; Metazoa; Echinodermata; Asteroidea; Valvatida; Asterinidae. Bases 437 to 4006 code for a protein of 1189 amino acids. The transcript is spliced from 3 exons.